This is a messenger RNA of Caenorhabditis sp. 36 PRJEB53466, 1624 nucleotides long. The record is from the annotation of a GenBank genome assembly. Lineage: Eukaryota; Metazoa; Nematoda; Chromadorea; Rhabditida; Rhabditidae.
AUGGGACCGGAGACGACGCCAGAACGUGUAUGUGAAAAGCUGGCAAAAGUGGUUACACUUGUGCGGCAAGUCGUCGUCGAUUUGUCCUCCGGAGACGGCAUCAUUGCUGUCGACAAAAAUGUGGAGGCGAACGACGUCAUCUGCGAGCUGUCGAAACUCACGGGCGCCCUCGAACGAUGCAUGGAAACGCAGAAAACGGUGAACGAGCUCCUUUCCGGCAAAAUGGUACGUUAAUUGUUCGUCUUGUCUUCUUGAGCGAAGCGGGGGGUCCUUGUUCGGUGGUUAGAGACUGAGAGACACACGAAUCGAAUUAGGCGCUUGCCUGAGAGUCAUUAAUUGCAGAAAUGUACAACAUGUGGCGCGACAUCUGUCGGUUUGGACUGUCACAGCAACGACGGAUCAAGCAGCACGGCGACGACGACGCAACGAUCUUCUGAAGAGCGGCGAAAAGUUUCUGACGAAGAGGAAGGCGACGAUGAAGUCGACGAGAAGUGCUCUUCGGUCGAUUCGCACCGUGUCGCGUCGGUGGACAGCAGCAGCAGUGUGGACGCAUUCGAGCAUCCGAUACGAUCAGUGAGCAGUUCGGUCAGUGCUCCCGCCGACGAAGAAGAAACGAUUGUCAAUGUGAACACGACGGGAGACGCCGCCGACGAUCAUGACAUUGUGAUGAAGACGAUAAUGAACGGAGUUAAGAUGGAGGAGCCGGAAGAACAAGCGAGCACCAAUCAGGAUUCGACACUUUUGGAUCAGUUCCUACAGACCUCACUGCUGGGGAUCACGCCCGAUCUUCUCAAAGCGGAAACUCCGUCCGCCGAAGAAAACGAAGAGGAUCAGAACAGCGCCUUCAUCAGCAACUUCUUCCAAGCCUUCUUCGCCGGACAGAAUACGAAUGGCGCGGUGGACGGCGCAGUCAGUGAGAACACAGAUUCGGCGCAAAACUCGCCGCCCGACGCUAAUCUCACCGAAUCGCUCGCAAUGAUUGAGUCGCUGCUCGCCGAGUCCAACAACUCGGAGCUGAAUGCGUCGGCUGAGAAAGUGUCGCGAAAGCGGAAGAGUACUCCGAUGAAGGUGCCGAAGACGGAGAACGGAGCGGGGUACGUGUGCCCGAUGGAAGGAUGCAACAAGGUGUUCAAGGAGAAAGGCUCCGUUCAUCGCCAUUUCGUCACUCACAUUGGGAUGCGAUUCAAUGUGAGUUACUCUCUAUUUCUUGACCUAAACUUUAAUAUUCCAUUUUUCAGUGCGAUAAGUGCAAGGCUAGCUACACGCAAAAGCACGCGUUGAUGCUUCAUCAGAAGAUACACGCUAAUCCGGACGCGUAUCAAUGCCGCGGGUGUGGGACCAACUACACAACGCAGAACGGACUCCGACUGCACAGACAGGUAAUAAUAAAGUGCCAGAUUAUAUAUAUAUAUAUAUGUAUACAUAUACAUAUUAACGGGAGCGCUGCAGGAUUAGAAUGUGCUCGCAACAACUAAUUAACGUAUUCUCACGCCUAAUUUCAUCUGCUAUAUUUCAGCGCAACCCGACGUGUCUCGAGCUGGCAAACGCGAUGGAGUUCAACAACUUGAACGGAUCGAUGAGCAAGAACUCGACGCCGACGAAACAGACGAUUUCGGCGACCUAA